CUUGCUCGGCCUUACGGACUCGUUUUUGCCGGUUUAUUUUUCUCUUUUCGUGUACUUUUGGUCUUCAGUGGAAGAUGUCUGGUCGUGGCAAGCAGGGCGGUAAAGCUCGUGCGAAAGCGAAGUCUCGCUCUUCCCGCGCUGGCCUACAGUUCCCAGUGGGCCGUGUGCACCGCCUUCUCCGUAAGGGUAAUUACUCCGAGCGGGUGGGCGCUGGUGCCCCGGUGUACCUGGCGGCCGUGCUGGAAUACCUGACUGCCGAGAUCCUGGAGCUGGCUGGCAAUGCGGCCCGCGACAAUAAGAAGACGCGAAUUAUCCCGCGCCACCUGCAGCUGGCCAUCCGCAACGACGAGGAACUCAACAAGCUGCUGGGCCGCGUGACCAUCGCCCAGGGCGGCGUCCUGCCCAACAUCCAGGCCGUGCUGCUGCCCAAGAAGACCGAGAGCCACCACAAGGCCAAGGGCAAGUGAGGCCCCUGCUGGUCGUUAGUGCAGCUUUACGGACACCAAAGGCUCUUUUCAGAGCCACCCACAACCUCUUUAGAAAGUGCUGUACACUGAGCUGUCACCAGUUACUGGAAGGGCGAGGCCUCCCGACUCGUUCCUUGAAUCCCUGCAUCCCUGUGCGGCGCCUGGGGAGCUCACGGGAGUCCAACGGCUGCAUCUGCGGGUGGCCUGCGGUCCGUUGGAGGCGUUCGAGUUUCUCCCCACCGCUCCGUUGUCAGACACGAGGUUUCAGUUAACGUCUGGGUUUGGACCUUAAGGGGAUAUACUUCAUUCUGUUGAAAUUAGCAUAAGGUUCUGGUUGGUAGAUGUUAGAGUUCCUACUAAAACUGGGUGAACUGACGUGAAGUCUAUUUGAAUUAGGAUCAUAACGCCUUGGGGUUUCCAAAGGUUUCUAAGGGAAAGCUUGGGUAUUUCAGACCUACUUGUUUAUAUAAACGUUCUGUUUAUAAGGCGAUUUACAA
This is a messenger RNA of Apodemus sylvaticus (European woodmouse), 964 nucleotides long. RefSeq names its product histone H2A type 3. The transcript has a single exon. Lineage: Eukaryota; Metazoa; Chordata; Mammalia; Rodentia; Muridae. Gene Ontology annotation, cellular component: nucleosome. The record is from RefSeq and is a predicted model, not a curated record. Gene Ontology annotation, molecular function: DNA binding; structural constituent of chromatin; protein heterodimerization activity. The coding region runs from base 75 to 467 and encodes 130 amino acids.